AUGAGUACGUGCACUGGUCAGCCGAGCACAGCCCUAACUGAGACGUACACCUACACCGAGACACCACUGUGCAAAGCCACCGAGACGGUAGGUAGUUCUAUGGUACAGUCCAAAGCCACCGAGACGGUAGGUAGUUCUAUGGUACAGUCCAAAGCCACCGAGACGUUGGGUAGUUCUAUGGUACAGUCCAAAGGUAUAUGGGUCUCACCAGAACACAUCUCAGCAAGCGCAUACGCGUAUGAAACAGACGGACAGUACUAUUUACAGGGCCAACGUUGCCGCGCUGGUCGAUCCACGUGGUUGAAGUAUUGGUUGAUUACAAGUAGCACGCACGCACGAGUGUCUAUGCAUGCAGCAGGUACGUGA
Sphaeroforma arctica JP610 is the source of this 366-nucleotide messenger RNA. RefSeq lists its product as hypothetical. The transcript is spliced from 2 exons. The record is from RefSeq and is a predicted model, not a curated record. The coding region runs from base 1 to 366 and encodes 121 amino acids. NCBI's taxonomy places the organism in Eukaryota, Ichthyosporea, Ichthyophonida.